UCCAACAAAAACAUUUAUCCCGAAAACAGAAUCAAGAAGUCAAAGUUGUAUAUCUACCAAUCAAUGAUAUGGUAUUUCCAUCUUCUCCAUAUCGAAGGGAUCAAAACAAGUGAAUAAUUGGAAACCCCUCCUUUUAUCUGGCUUAUCAAUAAGAUCGGUGCUUGCAAUUGACCUCCACAUCGAUUUCAACUUGUUGGUUUUACGGUUGUAACGCUCUUAUCUCGGGAAGCAUCGCAAGCCUAAACCGUGGGAAACCGAAGGAGCUUCGAUCAUUUACACAACUAAGCUUGCUCUUUUUUGCUAUUAUCAUGUCGGCGCCAACGACCAAUUUUACACAGCAGGAGAAACAGAGUAAGCCCAAUACUGAUGCCUCACCUUCUACUGGUCAGCAGCAUUCCAAAGGGCAGACCGGUCAGUGGAUCAAUCUCGGGAUAUUCUGCUGAAUUCCCAUCGUCACACAGCUUUGUACAAGCAGACUAAUAUUUAAGUAGGAGGGAAUCACAAAAGAAUCUACCAGGCUUGCAUACCGUGGUAAGCCAUCUUAUCUACAUAUCUGAUCUCAAAAGCUAAUUCAAUUGCAGUCGUCGUCGCAAAGUGAGGUGCGAUCUAGGGAGUGUCGAUAACCCCAGUGAUCCACCAUGCGUACGAUGUCGACGCGAAAGCAAAGAAUGCUACUUUUCAGCUACGAGGAGAAAGAGGAAGGCGGAUGGCAGUAGAGAGAAUAGUGUUGAUAAUGAAUUUGCCGACGAUUAUGUAACGCGCAAUGGUCGAAAGAUGGUUUCUGGUUCUCCUCCCGCAUCCUUCAGACAAACCUCCAUGGGAGCGCCUUCUUCUGCUCGAUCGACGACCGGCGCCUUCCCCGAUAGUGCGCGCAUGGAGCCUGGACCUCCUCUUACCCCAGGUGGUUCUAUUGGAAGAACCCAGCCUCUGCGCAGACCUCAAUCGGACUCGCAGCAACAAGAAGAAAGAAAUGAGAACGUGGAGAACCCGGAGGCGCAAGAAGUUAUGAGACAGGAGGUUUAUGGUCCGCAUGAUGCUUUGGAUCUGCUUUAUAAAGCUGCCACUAAUAGGUAUGUUGAGUCCUUUUUUCUGAAGCAUUUUCCAUUUCAUCUUCGUUUCGCAUAUUACUACAAUUUCUGUAUACAGCUCAACAAAGAGGAAAUGUUUUUGAUAGCUUGCAUCCAGCUAAGAUUUUGGAAAUUUUAACGCCGUGAUAAAGCAAUUAUACUGAUGUUUUCAAUAGCCCAGGUCACAAAAGAGCGCGACUAGAUAGCACUAGCCAAGAAUCUCCCGGGAUUGGACAUAGAGCACAAUCUGCCUCGCAAAGCUAUCAAGGCCCUACGCCUCAAAAUACCUCGUUUCCUAUAAGCCACGUGCGACACACAACCGCGCAUACUGAAGCUUCAAUCGAUCCUACGUUGUCGUCUGGAGGUGCCGCUCCUCUAGAAAGAGACCAUGAUCUGGGAUACCAGGAUGCAAUUAAAGCUUGGUCGAGAUUCAGAUUUGUUCGCGCAGGAUGGUUCACUGCAGUGGAAGCUAUUCAAUAUAUUACGUAGUAAGUUUUACCCUCACUUGUGAUUGAUACAAGGAUUAAUGACUGAAUUAGCUAUUAUGAAUUUUUGUCACCAUUAACACCUAUUUCCCCACCUACCUUCAAAGAACCUUACACCCAUCCUAUGCUUUUAACAGAAGAACCAAUCCUCACAGUAACAUUAUUGACAAUUUCAAGUCGGUACAUGGAGAUAGCCGGGGCCGGAGGACAUUGUAGAUCGUAUGCAAUUCAUGAGCAGCUUUGGACCUACUUGAGAGGCAUGAUUGAGAGAUGUCUUUGGGGUCAAGAGGCAUUCGGGGGUGGAUUUUGCGGUUCUGGGGCGGAGGCUACUCUGACAUCAAGCACUGCACCAUGGAGAGGACUGAGAAAAGGAAGUCUUCGGACCCUUGGUACCAUUGAAAGUCUUAUGAUCUUGACAGAGUGGCAUCCUCGUGCUCUUCACUUCCCUCCCGCUGAAGCAACUGACGAACUUAUGUUACCCAUUCCUAACAAGGAAGAUGCAUAUGCUACCGAUGAUGAAGGCGUACACCGUCUACCUGGUGGGGUUGGCGGGCGAAGAAUUGAAGGCUGGUUGGAACCUGCUUGGCGAAGUGAUCGAAUGUGCUGGAUGUUGUUGAGUACCGCCAUGGGUCUUGGCUACGAACUAGGUGUUUUCGAUGAUAUUGCUGAAUCGUUGGCCGAUGGUGGAGAGAUGACACGACCAGAAUAUAACGAAGAGUCAUAUCGACUAAGAGCGGCGAGAAUUAAACGUCUAUUGCUGAUCUAUGUUACGCAAUUAGCUGGACGUUUAGGUUGGACCAACAUGGUUCCUGAAAAUCUACGAAAAACAGAUCCUGCAUUUGCUCCGCGGAAACGCAGACAAUCAGUCGAUGGUAAAACCCCAGAGACCAACACGACCGCAGCUACGAAUUUUAAUUAUAUCCCCGACUUAGAACUGGAUGAUCAAAUUAUUCAUUGUUGGGCCGGAAUCAGUAACGCUAUGCGCAUUGGGAACGAGAGAAUCUUUAGAUCUAGGCAAUACACGACCAGAAUUAUCCAGGACGGUAGCUACACGGAUCUAUUGAAAGAUUUUCAACCAAUGUUAAGUUCAUGGAAACGCGAAUUUGACAGAUUUGGACUACCUCCAUUCAUUCGACAUAUUCUGACUAUAGAGUACGAGUAUGUUAGAAUAUACAUAAAUUCUCUCUCUUUACAGGCUGUUGUCGAAAGAUGUACGAGCAAUGCAACCAAUCGAACAAACACUGCCAAUGAUCUGGGUUUACCAGUAGGAAGUGCCAUGUCCCCGGAGACUCAGAAUUACUUUGGAAAGUUACCUCUGGCAAGACUUGGCGGGUUUGGGGCUACAGACCAGGGAUAUGUGAGAGAGGUUGUUGAAGGAUGUCGCAACCUUUUACGUACCGUCGUAGAGGGGCUUCUACCAAACGACUACCUGAAGCAUGCUCCUGUUCGCACAUAUUUCAGAAUUAUAAGUGGUGCCAUGUUUUUGUUGAAGACAUUUGCAUUAGGAGCAUCUAAACAUGACGUUGAGAUCAGUAUCAGCCUUAUGGAUUCUGCUGUUGACGCGCUUCGUACAUGCGUAGUCGAUGAUGUCCAUCUCGGCAUCCGCUUUGCGGACUUAUUGCAAACAUUGACCAAGCGACUUCGCAGUCGAUUCAUCAGCGCCCCUGAAGUACCUUCCCUCUCAGGAGAACCAGCGAGUAGAAAUCGUACUCCGGCGCCACCCCAGGAUUUAGAUCCGAAGAGACUGAGACGGGACCCAGCUGACCCAGUCCGAGAUUGGAAUGAUGGCUUGCCAAAUUACCAUUCCUCAAAUGGUCAAGGUAAGUGAAAAUUAUCAACCACCCAUAAAAUUCUUCUCUAACCCUGCAAUUUCCACAGAUCUGAACCUCUCCGCCACGCCAUACGACCUCAAUCAAGGUGACUUUUACGCCGGCCCACACUACCCAGCUACCACAGGCGCCUCAUCCUUCAAUGGUGACUCCAUAAAUUCAAUUUUCGGGUUCUCAGGUAGUAACAAUGAUUGGGGUAAUAAUAACAGUAACGAUGAAAUGUGGUAUUUACCUCCAGGAUCUGCCUUUUAUCAAGAUCUCAAUAGUCAGGUAAAUAUUACGCAGACGGCGGAUGGAGUUAAUGUAGGUGGUAUGGAUUUGUUGGAUUACAUGGCGCUUGACAGUGCAUUUCCGGGAGAUGCACAGGGAGGAUUGCAUUGAUUUGAUUGGUUAAUUGAUCUGAUUAAUUGCUUGAAAUGGUGCGAAUGAUGAUGAUUUAAAUGCCCAGGUUAUUUUGUAGAUGGGUAACAACCAUAACCAGGUUAUGUUAUCGGGAGAAAAUUGGGCGGCAAGAGUUCUUUCAGGGCGAUAGUAACAUGAAUGAAUGAAUGAAUGAAUGGAUAGAUACCAAGGAGUGUUAGUUAGGGUUGUUGACAGGGUUUUGGCUGGGGUAUGGACAAUGGGUACUGAAUGGUGUUUAUUUAUGUGGGAGAAAUAUCUUGAUUUUUGGAAUGGGAAAUGCCACAACAACGAAAGCAGAUGACGGUGUCAGGUUUUACACUUUGGAUUUAUGAUGGGGUCAUAUGAAUAUGAAAUAUCCCUCUAUUAGGAUGGGGAGAUAGGUUUCAACAGCUAGCUCAUUUGAACAUUU
This is a messenger RNA of Sclerotinia trifoliorum, 4192 nucleotides long. The record is from the annotation of a GenBank genome assembly. NCBI's taxonomy places the organism in Eukaryota, Fungi, Ascomycota, Leotiomycetes, Helotiales, Sclerotiniaceae.